Lepisosteus oculatus (spotted gar) is the source of this 6074-nucleotide messenger RNA. The record is from RefSeq and is a predicted model, not a curated record. Lineage: Eukaryota; Metazoa; Chordata; Actinopteri; Semionotiformes; Lepisosteidae.
UCCUGAGGCGGAAGCAGGAUUUGCUGCUGGAGCUGUCUAGUGCUUUUCGAGAAGGGGAAUGCACCGCUUCGUAAAGUAGCACCGCACACCAGUUGUUUGUAUUCUGUCGACUGAGGCGGUGAAUUAUAUUAACGUACGCAUAUAGAUUUCUUUCAAAAAUGGAGGAAAAUAAUCUGGAGUCAGUAGCUUCGCCAUCAACCCCAGGCACUGGGAAGUCCAAGUUGGACACUCUUUCCAAAGAAGAUCUCAUCAAGUUCUCCAAGAAGCAGGUUGUAAUGACGCAAAAGCUCAAAGCAAAAUGUGCAGAUUUGGAAAAGGAAGUUGAAGAACUGAAAGCCAAGUCAAAUAGUGCAGCAGGCGAUGCAGUAAUUCAGGAAGUAACAGAAAGGUUGGAAGCUGUGCUUUUGGAGAAAGCAGAAACCCAACAGAGAUUAGUGUUGCUUCGCAAGGAAAAUGAGAAGGCAAGACAGGAGGCGCAGGAUGCAUCUGAAAAGUUAAGUGAGCUCCAAAAUCAAUUUGACCAAUUAACCAAGGAGCAAUUGAGAAAGACCGAGGUUUUGAGCAAGGAGUUGGACACCACCAAGGAGAAGCACAAAGAUGAAAUUGAACGCCUUCAGAAGAUGUUGAAGGAUUCUGUGGCCGAAAUGGAAAAUCUCACUGCCCAGCCGAACAAAAGAUUGUGCCAAGAGGAUGAGAUCAGGGUAUUAAAAGAGCAUUUGGAAGUUUCCAGGCGAGGCUAUGAGGAAAAAUUGUCACAUCUACAGCACCAGUUAGACCUGGCAGAAGAGGAGAGGAAAAAGGAGGUAGAAAGACUGAUCGAAGCCCAUGAAGCAGCUCAGACAGAAUCCCAAAAGAAGAUUGAACACCUUCAAAGGGAGAUUUUGCAAAUAAGGAAAGCACACCAAGAGGAGGCGAAAGAGCUGAUGGACCAGGUGGAAGCUGCAGCAGAGGAGUAUGAGAAGCAGAGGGACAAGCUGCUGCAGCUUCAGGAACAGCUAACUGAACAGCUGGCUCAGCAAGAGAGCAGCCUGCAGGACGUGCAGGAGGAGGAAGAAACUGGGAAAGCUGGUGACCAAAGCCACACUGCACCCCAAGAUUCAGGAGAAGAAGCUGGUGAAGUUGGGCAGCUCAAGGCUGCCCUGGGAGUCUUGCAGUCCCAGCACACCAUGAUGCAGGAUGAGCUCACCUAUCUGAGCAACGUGAAGAUGCAGCUGGAGUCCGACCUGCAGCAGCUGAAGGCGGAGUUUAAUCUCGAGAGGGAAGAGCUGGAAUUCAAGAUUGAUGAGCUGCAGAUGUGCAAGGAGGAGAGCGAGGGCGUAGCCAAGACCUGGAAGGAGAAGCUCCAGGUCACCAAUGAGCACUGGGAGAUGGCUCUCAACCAGCACGAGGAGGAGCUCCGCGUCCUGCAGGCGCGACAUCAGAAGGAGCUGAAAGACCUUGAAGAACAUUUCCUUUGUUUGUCGGAGCGCGGAAAGGAGAAGGCGCUCGCAGAAAUCCAAGAACUGAAAGGUAGGUGUGACAGGCUCUCCGUGGAGAAGAGUGAAGCAGUUGACAAUUAUGAGCAGACAAAAGAGAUCCUCAGGAGCAGAGAGUCUGAGCUCAAUACCAUGAAGGACCAAGGAGCUUCUGCUAUCCAUGAGCUGCAGCAGAAGCUGAGGGCAGCCUUCAAUGAGAAAGAUAGCCUGCUGGAACAAAUUAACAACCUGGAGGCCAAGGUUGAAGAAUCUCAAAAGAAUGCCAAUGAAGACCUGAAUUCAUCUGUGAGUCAUUUGCAAGAGAAAAAUGAAGAGAUUCUGUCUCUGCUUCACCAAAAAGAAAGUGCAGUACAGGAGCUCGAAGAGAGAUUGGCAACGUUGAGUUUGGACAGGGACAGCAUGCUUUCUUCGCUGAAAAAUUCAGAGGCCAAACUGAAGAAGGCGAGAGAGAUGUGCAGCACAGAGCAAGGUAAAGCUACUGCACUUCAGCAGAGUCUGGAAGGCCACUCCAAGAACAACACGGAGCUAAAGCAAAAGCUCAGCGAGGCAGAGGCCAGCUUGGCAGCAGCUCUCUCAGACAAGGAGACUGUUGAUCGGCAGCUGGCAAUCUUGGAGAGUAAACUAGCAGAGAUGCACUCUGAAAAGGAGCAGCAGACCUCUGAGCUGAAGGCACUGGAAGAGGAGCUCGCUGAACUGAAGGAAACAAGAGCUGCUUUGCAUGAGGAGUCUGGUCAACCCAGAUCAGAGGUUCCCUCAAGUUCUAGUGAGGAGAGAGAAGAACUGGAGCAGUCUUUACAGUCUACAUCGGAGGAGAGAGAUGGACUGAAGAAAGGGCUUGAGGAGAUGCAGCAUCAACUGUCUGAGGCACGGAGGCACAUUGUCGGUGUAUUUCAACAAGAUGCUAGCCUUGAAACACUGGAACAUGCUGAAGAAGAGGAAGCAGGGGACAUUUCUGCCUUGGUAAGAAAACUUUUGGCCAUGGUUCUGGAAGAAAAGCAGAGUUUACUGCUGCAGAGCCGUGAGAAAAUUAAUCAGCUGCUUGUGGAUAUCGAAGAGAUAAAGGAGGAGGGCAGACAGCAACAAGCCGAACUGCAGUCGUUGGUGGACGACCUCAGCAAAGAGAAGACCAUGCUGAAGCAGAACCUGGAAGACGUUGUUUCCGACAUGGAGGGAUUACAGAGGGACCUGGUAGAGAUGAAGAGCGUCACUGAGAAGGUGAAGGUGGAAAACGAAAGCCUGCUGGCCCAGAUCGCAGAGGCAACGGAGAAAAUCAGAGCAAAAGAGAACGAGAACGUAGACCUCCGAGGUGAAAGCCAGAAGCUGUCUGUGGAAAACACGGGAGAGAAGGAGGAAUUGCAGCAGCUCCUGGCUGAAAAGGAAGGUCUGCUGUCCAGGUUAAAGGCAGACAUCGAACGUUUACAGGAUUCCAAAGUGUCCUCUUCUGCUGAAGGCAUAAACGUGACUCAGCUAAGUGAACAAAUAGCCAAUCUGGAAAAAGAAAAUAAAGAGAAAGACGAGAGGAUAAACAAAAUAAAAGCUGUCGCUGUGAAGGCCAAGAAAGAACUGGAUAACAGUAGGAAAGAAGUUCAGACACUGAAAGAAGAAAUGGAGUCCCUGAAAGUGGAGAGAGACCGAUUAUCCAGCUCUGUGAAGGAUAUAAUUCACGGAGCAGAGGGCUACAAGAACCUGCUGGCGGAGUACGACAAGCAGACGGAGCAGCUGGACAGGGAGAGGGAGAGGGCGGAGGGCAGCGAGCGCCAGGUCGCCGAGCUGGCCAAGCGCCUGCAAGCUGUAGCCCUACAGCAAGAGCAGUUAAAGUCGGAGAAAGAGGACCUGGUGACUCGCAUUGAAACCCUCCAUGCCAACAUGAAGCAGCUGGAGGCCCAGCUUUUAGAAGCACAGAAGGUGAAAUCAGCGCUGGAAAAGGACCUGGAGGGUGAAAAGCUUUUAAAGGAGCAAAAAAUCAAGGACCACAGUGCUGCGCUUAAAGAACUUGAAGACCUUCAGAAACAACACCAGAAACAGAAGCAUCAGCUGCAGCAGGCUGUGCAAGAACUGGAGCUUUUGCGAAAGGAUGCUCAGCAGAGCACUUUAAUGGACAUGGAAAUAGCAGAUUACGAUCGGCUGGUCAAAGAGCUAAACCAGAAAAUCUCUGACAAGGAAAGUCGAAUUCGGGAGUUAGAAGAAGAAGAUCAGAUGCAACGAAAGAAACAAGAAAUGCUGCAUGAGGAGAUGUCAUCCUUGAAGUCUCAAAUUGAUCAAGGAGAAGAGAAAACCUCAAAGAUGAAACAAUUGCUCGUCAAAACAAAGAAGGAUCUGGCCGAUAGUAAGAAGAGGGAAGCAGAUCAGUUAGUUCUUCAAGCAUCAUUGAAGGGGGAACUUGAGGCUAACCAGCAACAGCUAGAAGAGUACAAGUCUGUCUGUGUAUGUGUAGAAGGGUGUAUCCCUUGUUCUCACUGGUGCUCUGUGUGUGCAGUAUCUCUUGUUCUCAGUGGUGCUCUGUGUAUGUGUAGAGGUGUGUACGGUAUCUCUUGUUCUCACUGGUGCUCUGUGUGUAUGUGUAUCCCUUGUUCUCACUGGUGCUCGGUGCGUGUGCCUUGCAGAGAGUACCAGGAGAGGAUAGUGGAGCAGCUGAGGUUCAGGCUGCAGGAGAGCCAGCAGAGCCUGGAGGUCAGCAGCACCGAGCUGCAGCAGCUGCAGUCCGAACAUGACACGCUGCUGGAGCGGCACAACAAGAUCCUGCAGGAGACCGUCGUCAAGGAGGCCGAGCUCCGAGAGAGGCUGUGCUCCCUGCAGUCCGAGAACUUGGUGCUGAAGUCUGAGCACACCCAGACGGUGAGCCAGCUGAGCACCCAGAAUGAAGCUCUGAGGGCCAGCUUCCGGGAGCAGGUGCGCCACCUACAGGAGGAGCACAGGAAGACCGUGGAGGUGCUGCAGCAUCAGAUCAGGAGGCUGGAAUCCCAGCUGUUGCAGCCGAAGGAACCUAACGUAACCAGUCCUGCACCUGCCCAGCAGAUGAGGAAGACGUUGCAGGAGAGGAAGGCAGCUGACCUCCCGACCUUUGACCUGCACUCGACGGCCCGCGAGGAGGGAGAGGGCAUGGAGACCACAGAGACGGAGUCUGUGUCCUCAGCCAGCACACACCUGCCCUCUCUAGAGCAGCUCCUCAACUCCCCUGAUCCCAAAACAGAUCCUUUUGUGUGGCAAGCAGAGCCUUCCCGGGAGGAGCUGACACAGAAGCUGAGCACCGCCAACAAAAGCAUUGAACACCUGAACAGUCUCCUCCAUGAAACCGAGGCCACCAAUGCCAUUCUGAUGGAGCAGAUCACGCUUCUGAAGAGUGAGGUGAGGAGGCUGGAGAGGAACCAGGAGCGGGAGAAGUCUGUGGCCAACCUGGAGUACCUGAAGAACGUCCUGCUGCAGUUCAUAUUCCUCAAGUCUGGCAGCGAGAGACAAGCCCUCCUGCCCGUCAUCCACACCAUGUUACAGCUCAGCCCCGAGGAGAAGAGCAAGCUGUCUGCCAUCGCCCAGGGUGAAGAGGAAGCUGCAGCUGCCACCAGGACUACAGGCUGGACCUCCUAUCUCCACAGCUGGUCGGGAAUAAGAUGAGGAACCUGCGGAUUCCAAGUGCAUUCCACACUUGCUCCGUUCUAAACCAAUGGGAGCUUGUCCAUGCAUCUGCUUCCUUGCUUCACAGCAGAUGUUCCAAGACAGAUAUAUAUUUUUGUAAAACUGGAUGACAUUUCUUUUUACAGACCUUUGUACGUAUGUAUUUUGAUUUCUGUUGAGUUUCAUUGCUGACACUAGGCAUUUACAGAAAAAGUCAUGGCCUGUAUUGUGUACUCAUUUUAAAAUUGCUGAUUUAAACUGAAAGUGAGAAAAGCACUAAAAAAUGCUUUACAGCCCAAGGAUGAGUUUUCUAGUUCCUUAAUUUAAUAUUCCCUCCUGUCAUCCAUAACUUAUUCAGUAGUUAAUUAUGAAAAUAACACAAUACUAAAGGCUGUAACUGCAAAACCCAAUUCAAGGCAUUGGUAAAGGUCUAUGAAAAGCUGUACAAUGUGCACAGACCUGGAGUUUCCCCUGUCAGAACAGCUCACUGCCAUCCCUGUAAGGCCACAAGGAAGGCAGUGUAGUCCUUGCCAGUGUAGGAUUCUGCUCGGGCUCCAUUGGAAACAUUUUAUGUGCAUGGUUUGAAACGAAUGUUCAGAGUCCUUCAUUUACUGAAAGGCGAUAACUGUAUUUUUAGAAUAUGGAUGACCUUUUUUUUUUUUCAUUGAUUCUACCAUUGUUUUGGGGGAUUGCCCGUUGUUUAGAGUUUUGGCGCAGCACGAACAGGGAGAACAGGCCAAGCUGUCAGAGAUGCCCUCUGUUUCACAGGCUUUAAGCUGUGCAGUAGGUAGGGGAGAUUUGGUGCAUAUUGGAGGGGCAGCAUGUCACUUACUCUGAUGUCGCUGUGAAGCUGCAGGACUCACGGUUUCACCAGGAUGACCCUGCUGGACCAGCACUUGCUCUGCUGCUUGGGGAAUUGUGGUCCCAGUCAGGCUGCCGAUGAGAUCCGGGCUCAGCAGAGUGAUACAGUACGUGGACUAUAGGGUUCAG